Messenger RNA from Mus caroli (Ryukyu mouse), 841 nucleotides. Its product is annotated as killer cell lectin-like receptor subfamily B member 1A. Gene Ontology annotation, cellular component: cell surface; plasma membrane. The record is from RefSeq and is a predicted model, not a curated record. Gene Ontology annotation, biological process: regulation of natural killer cell mediated cytotoxicity. Gene Ontology annotation, molecular function: signaling receptor activity. Lineage: Eukaryota; Metazoa; Chordata; Mammalia; Rodentia; Muridae.
UCCCCUGCUCACCAGUUCAGUGUUGCAUCUCCUAUGCACAAUGGACACAGCAAGGUUCUACUUUAGUUUAAAGCCACCCAGGACGCCAGGGGCUUGGCAUGAGUCACCCCCAUCUCUUCCCCCAGAUGCCUGUCGGUGCCCACGUUCACACAGGUUGGCUCUGAAGCUCAGCUGUGCUGGGCUCAUCCUCCUUGUCCUGACCCUGAUUGGGAUGAGUGUCUUAUAUAAGUUAUCAAUACAAAAACCAUCAAUAGAAAAAUGCUGGGUGCUUAUUCAAGAGAACCUGGAUAAAACAACAGACAGUCCAGCUAAGCUAGAGUGCCCCCAAGACUGGCUUUCACACCGAGAUAAGUGCUUUCACGUUUCUCAAGUUUCCAACACUUGGAAGGAAAGUCUAGCUGACUGUGGUAAAAAAGGAGCCACUUUGCUGCUCAUUCAAGACCAAGAAGAACUGAGAUUCCUACAGGACUCAAUAAAGAAAAAAUACAAUGCAUUUUGGAUUGGACUAAGUUACACAUUGCCAGACAUGAACUGGAAGUGGAUAAAUGGCUCAACGUUAAAUUCUGAUGUAUUAAGAAUCACUGGUGACACUGAAAGUGACACCUUUGCCACUAUCUCAGGAGACAAAGUGACUUCUGAGAGCUGUGUUUCAGACAACCGUUGGAUCUGCCAAAAGGAACUAAACCAUGAAACCCCGUGUAAUGACCCCUGACUGUGAAUCCCAUCCUGAUUACUUUACCAUCCGCACCAGAUCUCUGCACCUAACCUGUCUCUGCUGUCUGCCUCCCAGUGCAGUUAGUGAUACAAAGCAUGGACUCUGAAAACACUGGGACUCUUACAG